AUGAAGGCUCUCAUUCUUGUCGGAGGGUUCGGUACCCGUCUGCGCCCUUUGACCCUGACCCUUCCCAAACCCCUGGUGGAAUUUGGAAACCGCCCGAUGAUCCUGCACCAGGUCGAGAGCUUGGCUGCUGCUGGUGUCACAGAUAUUGUUCUGGCCGUCAACUAUCGCCCGGAUGUCAUGGUCGCGGCCCUCAAGAAGUAUGAGGAACAAUACAACGUCAGAAUCGAGUUCUCCGUAGAAUCCGAACCCCUCGGUACCGCUGGUCCCCUGAAGCUGGCAGAGAAGAUUUUGGGCAAGGACGACUCUCCCUUCUUCGUCCUCAACUCCGAUAUCAUCUGUGAUUAUCCCUUCAAGCAGCUCGCAGAGUUCCACAAGAAACAUGGCGACGAGGGCACCAUCGUUGUUACCAAGGUCGACGAGCCCUCGAAGUACGGUGUCGUUGUUCACAAGCCCAACCAUCCCUCCCGCAUUGAUCGUUUCGUCGAGAAGCCAGUCGAGUUCGUUGGUAACCGCAUUAACGCCGGUAUCUACAUCCUCAACCCCAGUGUUCUCAAGCGCAUUGAGCUGCGUCCUACCUCCAUCGAACAGGAGACAUUCCCCGCCAUCUGUAGCGACGGUCAGCUCCACUCCUUUGAUCUUGAGGGUUUCUGGAUGGAUGUUGGUCAACCCAAAGAUUUCCUGACUGGCACCUGCCUCUACCUCACCUCGCUCGCGAAGCGUAACUCCAAGCUGCUGGCUCCCAACAGCGAGCCCUACGUCUAUGGCGGCAACGUCAUGGUUGAUCCCUCGGCCAAGAUCGGCAAGAACUGUCGCAUUGGCCCUAAUGUAGUCAUUGGUCCCAACGUUGUGGUCGGCGAUGGCGUGCGUCUGCAACGCUGUGUGCUCUUGGAGAACAGCAAGGUCAAGGACCAUGCCUGGAUCAAGUCGACUAUUGUCGGCUGGAACAGCUCUGUUGGCAAGUGGGCUCGCUUGGAGAAUGUCACGGUCUUGGGUGACGAUGUCACCAUUGCAGACGAGGUGUACGUCAAUGGCGGCUCCAUUCUGCCCCACAAGAGCAUCAAGCAGAACAUCGAUGGUAUGUUUCUUCACUCGCGUUUUACGAACGUUGGGGAUUGCGAGAACUAA
Aspergillus fischeri NRRL 181 is the source of this 1125-nucleotide messenger RNA. Its product is annotated as mannose-1-phosphate guanyltransferase. Gene Ontology annotation, cellular component: cytoplasm. Lineage: Eukaryota; Fungi; Ascomycota; Eurotiomycetes; Eurotiales; Aspergillaceae. The transcript has 4 exons. Gene Ontology annotation, molecular function: mannose-1-phosphate guanylyltransferase (GTP) activity; GTP binding. The record is from RefSeq and is a predicted model, not a curated record. Gene Ontology annotation, biological process: cell wall mannoprotein biosynthetic process; GDP-mannose biosynthetic process. The coding region runs from base 1 to 1125 and encodes 374 amino acids.